UCAUUACGUUGUGUUAAUGUGCCGCUUUUGCAGAUUAACCAGUGUCCUUUAUUGUUUAUUCCACUUUGUGCGUGAUGAAUUACGUUCUCCAGUCGCUAAAAAUUUGAUCGUUUACAACUUCGCAAGCGUGAAAUUAAUAACGUGUGUAAUAUGGCGUACUAUGAUGCUCAUAUGGAUGCUGAGCAAAUGCCGGGUGUUGAUCGAAUGGAUGUCGAAUAUACAAUAUAUGUGAGGAAUUUGCCAAUAGAAUUAAAUAAGGAUGGUAUCAGAGAUAUUUUUAGUCAGUAUGGCAAAAUUAAGGAAAUGUUCCAUCCUCGUCAUGCCACAUGGACCUAUGUUACAUAUGGAACAUAUCGUGAAGCUGAACUUGCUAUGCGAGAACUACAUGAAAAAAAACCAUUAUGUCUGAAAGUGACAUUAGCAAAGGAGAGAUCUAGAAAAGAAGAACAUUUUGAAAAAACGAAGGUGAUAGAUACUGCAGAUUCACCACCACCUAUUCACAAUGAUAUAAAAUAUCAGAAUAUGGGUCAUGGUCAACCAACACAUGCAUUCCAUAAACAUGUAAUGCCACAUAUAACAAUACCAUGUAGUUUUCCAAACUACGAAUCAUCAUCUUUGUCUUCGUGUUCACAAACACAUAGUAUCUAUGAGCUCGAGGAUCCUUACAUGAGUACUAAUAAAUUGUGGACAAGAGGUAUAAUAACUGUUACGCCAGAUGGAAAAAGACAUGUUUCUCUUGGACGUGGUUAUACACUAUAUGAAUAUCCAGAACCGCAUCCUAAGGUUGAAGAAUGUAUUUCAAACAUACAUGAACAACGAAAGAAUGGAUUAUAUGAAUAUUCCAAAGACAAAUUUAAAAAUGAAGUGCAGAACUGUUCUGUUUGUUCUACAAAGACAACAAAACAUUGUGAAAAAUGCCAAGCAUACAGCCACAUAUACAAGAAGUUUUUUGUCAAAGUCAUAUAUUUUAAAUUAAAAAUGGCAUUAGUGGAAGAAAUUAAUGAUAUAUCAUCUUUGCAAAUUAACCAAGAUGCAAAUCAAAUAAAGACAAUCUCAAAUGUUGAUAAACUAACUAAAUCUGGUGAUGUGAAAUUGCGACGGCCUAAUACGUUUAAUGUGAUGCAAGUUGAAAAUUCGAAUAAUAUGAGUGAAAAUAUCAAUGAGCAUGAAAAUAAUAUAGAAGCUACUCAUAAGUCUAUCAGCAAUAUAAAGGAUAAACACGUAUCUACACCUCAACGUGUUAAUAAUAUUAAUGAAUCUCAAACUAAAAUGGCAGAUCAACCUGUAGUAAAUGCUACAAACACUAAAGAAUUUUCUCAACAGCAUCGAUUGCGCGUACAUAAUAAUACUAACGAGAAUAUUGAUCAGUCAAAAAAAAAUAAUGGUUGUUCUCCAACAUCUAGCUUUUGCCGAAAUCAAUAUAGUCGUAAUUAUCAAAACGAUUCAAAAAAGACUAGUCUUAAAGAAAAAUAUAAUAAUAGCAAUGUAAGAGAUAAAACUUACAAUAAUGAUAGAAAUGAUUCUCAAAGGAAUAGUUUCCAAAGUGACAAAGGCUCCGAUUAUAAUGGCAGAGAAAAUAUCAAUAGACAUGGAAGUAUUUCCAGUAAUAGUUCGGUGAACAACGAUUUAGCUUUUUACAAAGAUACACAGUUGUCAAAAACAAAAUUCAUAACCGUGGAAAUUAUAAUACCAUUAGAUAAUAAUGAGUAUUGGAUAUAUAAAUUAGAGGAUACAGAUGCACGUACGAACUUAAUGACGAAAUUACAAGAUAUCGCAAGAAAAUCACGUAAUAUGCAGCCAGUUAUUGGUGAAGUUUAUGGCGUUUUAUAUGAAACUGUUUGGCAAAGAGCUAUGGUAACAUCUCUGAAUCCUACUAAGGUUCAUUUUAUUGACUUUGGUAACUACGAGAUACUAGGAAAAAGUAGUGAGAUCAGAGAUAUUGGUGACCUGAUCAAAUUUCCUAAGUUUGCUAGAAAAAUUCGCUUGACGCAAGGCACAAGUGAUAAAUAUAAAAAUCUGCAGCGAGGCGAAAAGAUUUCUGUUAGAAUGUUGACUUUAAAUUCUGAGAAAACAAUAAUAGUAGAAGUAGAAGAAGAGCAAUCUAUUUAUUAUGCAAAAAAUUUAUCUUCAUCUACAGAAAGUACUUCAAACGGUACAAAGAAAAAGUUAUUAUCGCAAAAGAAUUUUAAGGUAUCACCAAAUAAAAGUACAAAUCCUUCCAUGAUUCAAAUACCUAGCGUCUUAGAUGCUUUGGCUGAUUUGACACAAAAUAGUUCAGAGUUGCAUAUUAACGGUUUUAUACAAUUUUUUGAAUCCACGCAAAAGAACGUUUACAGCGUAACUUUGCUUCCACAAGUUUUCAGUACUGAAGUAACGAUGAUCUUUGAAGAUAUACAAGAAGAAUGUUCAAAAAUACAAAUACCUGCAGAUUACAAGCCAAAAGCAGAAGAAUUGGUUUGCGGUUACUGGCAGGAAUGCUGGUACAGAGGAUAUAUUUCGACGUAUCCCGAUUCCAUUUUUGUAAUAGACGAGGCAAGAAUUCUUCAAGUAAAUGAAAUUGUACCAUGUCCCAAAAAAUAUUUAAAUAUUUGUGCCUUUGGAGUAAUGUGCGAAAUAAAUCAUUCUACUGUCAAAUUGGAAAUGAACCAUAAUUACGAGUUUACAUCAAUUAUAAAUGAGAAUAGCAACAAACAAAAAAGUAUCGAAAUACAAAUAUAUGUAAACUCUGAAGCGAUACAGGCUGUACUGAAGACUUCGAAACCGACAAAUUUAUCAAAUUUUGAGUUAAAGAGUGGAUCUAAGAUAUGUCUUACAAGUUAUCGAAAUCAUUAUUGUAUGUUUGCACGCUCUUUAGAAGAAGUGGAUGUAGAAUAUUAUAAUAAUGUUAUGCAAUCUGUUGCUCAAUAUGCACAAACAGCACCAUACCUAACCGAAUCUCCACCUGAUAAAGAAGUAGUGAUUGCGCCAUUCGAAGGAGAUGGUAACAGUUAUCGUGCAAUGGUACUUAAGACACAGAAUAAUAAAGCUCAAAUAGUAUAUAUUGAUUUCGGUAAUCUAACUGAAAUUGAUAUAAAAGAUCUUAAAGUCAUGCCAUAUCAUUCACAGCAACAAAGCUGUGCGGUAAAAGUAAUCUUAAAAGAUGUACCUCGUGACGUACCCAUGAACCAAGAAGUUGACAUGUAUCUUCGCCAUAUAUCAGGCACAGAAGUGCCUUUAAUAUGUACAUUCGAGGGUUUAUCCAAGGAUGGAGUUCGUUUGAUGAUUGCUGAUACAGGAGAAUGUGUUAAUGAUAAAAUAAAUCAGCUGUUAAUCCCAGGGUGGAAACAAGCAAAUAAUAAUGAUAACACAUGCUACAUGUUCAAUGACAUCAAAGUAGCAAGUUUAGGACGUGUGGGUGAUACAGUAAAUGCACUGGUAGUAUAUGCAGCGAAAGAAGACAUAACAUCAUACAUGAUUGGUCCUGAGGAUUUUGAAUUAAUGACUCAUAUCUUCGAAGUGAUGCCAGCAUUGUUGAAAGAGUAUUGUGAAAAAAUGGAGUAUUAUAUUCCAAGAACGCAAGAAUUAUGUUUGGCAUUAUAUGAUGGGAUUUGGUAUCGAGCAGUCUGUCUCAAUCCUAAGGAAUCGCAUAGGGCAGCUCAAAUUUUUUUUAUUGAUUAUGGGAAUGUAGAGUUAGUAGAGCAUAAGGAUAUAAGAUUAAUGCCCAAAGACUACAUUUUACCUCAAGCAUUUGCGAAUAUGUGUAAUCUUGUCAAUUUAGCACCAGUGGAUCGUAAUGGACAAUAUUCGAAAGUGGUACAGAAGAAAUUAAAGGAAUUAAUAAUGGAAAAUUCAUUCAUCAAAAUUAAAAUUGUCGAGUACUCUGAAGAUGGUUGUUAUAAAAUCGAAGUACCAGAAGUUCGUGCUAUGUUAAUUAAACACGGUCUCGUGUAAAAAUUUUAAUUUACGUAUCUCAUAAAUUAUGUGAUCUUGUAUAGAAUUAAGAUAAUUUUUGAUCUUAAGGAUUUGACUGCAUUGCCAUUUAUAUAUUUUAAACAGUGGGCAUAAUUACGUAUUUGAUUAUUAUUUUUAACUUACAUAACUUUUUAUUUGAUGUUUCAGUCUACUGUUAUCAUAUUUUGUUUUUCGAGGACCAGUUUUAUUUCUAUGUUU
Messenger RNA from Atta colombica, 4149 nucleotides. RefSeq lists its product as uncharacterized. Gene Ontology annotation, molecular function: RNA binding. The record is from RefSeq and is a predicted model, not a curated record. The coding region runs from base 151 to 3930 and encodes 1259 amino acids. Lineage: Eukaryota; Metazoa; Arthropoda; Insecta; Hymenoptera; Formicidae. Gene Ontology annotation, biological process: spermatogenesis. The transcript is spliced from 16 exons.